Molecule: messenger RNA, 1555 nt
Organism: Corticium candelabrum
Lineage: Eukaryota; Metazoa; Porifera; Homoscleromorpha; Homosclerophorida; Plakinidae
Exons: 4
Coding region: 128-982 (284 amino acids)
Biological process (GO): signal transduction
Molecular function (GO): protein binding
Source: RefSeq, a predicted model, not a curated record
AGUGACUUUGCAUUUCAAUUGCAGCAAGAAUACUUCACCUGGCUCUAUAUGUCUCAGUGGUAGAGUAGUCAAGUCACAUCACAGUGUUGGCAGAUUGUGGCAUGUUCUUCUUCGUUGUGUGUCAGAUAUGGAGGAUCUUCUCCAGUCUGUUCCUGGUGUUCUCCCUGAUAGAUUCAUCUACAGUGGAAGUUCUUCUACGAGUACAAAGUGUCCCCUCAAUCAAUGUAUCUAUUUGAUACCAGAUGAAACAUGGGGACCGUUUGCAGUAGACACUGUAGCUGGAAUAUGCAGUGCAGAGAUGGUAAAACAUGAGCAAGCAAUAAAAGAAGUGUGUCCAAGUGUAAAGAAAGGCAUUCCUCUUUCUCAAGUUUUGUCCUCUAAACAUGCAACUCCAGUAAAUCAAAUGGAUCUCCAACUGAUAGCAGUAGAUAUUGGAGAGUCCUUGCGUAACCUAACAAGUAUCAUAUUUGGUACUGACCAGUCUACGUUAUCGAAGCUACAGCAAACCAUUUCUGACUCCAGUUUUGUCCAGGCACCGGCAUUCUGCAUAUUAAGUGAGUGGUUAGAGUUAAGAGACAACCAAUUGAUGGCAUGUGAAUUGUAUGAUGCUCUACUUGUUGCUCGCGUUCCAUCUGAACCUCAAAAGCAUUUGAGUUACUUGAUGUUGCCUGAUGCAGCAUCUGAGAAGACAACUCCACCUGGUGACUCUGACAGGGUCACUCCACUCAUCAAAGAAAUAGUAGCUGAAAACGUUGGACAUCGCUGGCAUGAACUAGGUAUAUACCUUAGUGUUUCAGAAAGAGUCCUAUGGGAGUGUGAACGACAACUUUACACAUACAAAGAGAAAUUACAUAAAGUUUUGUCAGCCUGGACAGAUCAAACCCAACAUGCUACAGUUCAGCAGUUGUUGGUCGCUUGUGAUAAAGCUGGAGUGGGAGGAAUAGUCAGGAGAGAGAUUGAAUCUAAGCUUGGCACAAAUUGAUUAGAACACGAGUCAUACAGAGUGAUAAUCGUAUCCAUAACAAUUGUUGUUUGCUCUGAAAUAAAGAACUAGUUAUCUAUAUGUGGACGGGAAAAGGGAAAUAAGAGAAACAAGACAACACACUUUGCUUGCUGCGAACCAACAGCCUUAUUGUUGUGUGCAGCUACAAUAUAUGUAGAAGAUUAUCAUCCAGGAGAAAUAUCAUCAGAAAGAUGACACAACUGAUUGAAAUUACACGCAAAGCAAUGAUGUAACUGCCCGAGAACAAGGUUCACUUCAACUUGAUCAUCUCUGAUAUUUCAUCAUUGACUGGAUGUGGCAGGAUGUCAAGCAGCCACCAAUACGUUCAUUUAUGUCGACUUGUACAGCAUGAUAUCACACCACGAGGGAAGGACAGACACACAAACCUCAGCCUCUUCUUACAAGAUGAACACUCAUUAUAAUGGAAGUUAUUGUACAAAUAGUGUAUAUAGAAGAUACAGUAAAGACAAAAGUUUAGUUGUUUUGUAUUGAACUGCUGAUAGCUAUUUGAAAUUGAAUCUCAGCUUCACCAGAUAACGCAUCUUGAUCUAC